Molecule: messenger RNA, 621 nt
Organism: Prunus armeniaca (apricot)
Lineage: Eukaryota; Viridiplantae; Streptophyta; Magnoliopsida; Rosales; Rosaceae
Source: the annotation of a GenBank genome assembly
AUGAACCCGCCUUCGCCCCUUGCGGCCAACGGUCCCAUCCUCAGCCUCGCCAACCGAGAGAACCCUGUUGUGCCGCCCAGCACACCCCGAGUGGAAACGCCUGGUCGGCAAAGUACCCUAGAAGAUAGGAUGGAAGCCCUGCAGAGGGAAAUGACCAGGAUGCAGGAGCACAACAAUAUCCUCUCCUCCAAACUGGACGACACCCAGAAACAGCUUCACGAGCAACAAUCACAUUUGGCCCAACUGCAGGACGGUUUGGAACAAACCACGCAACUUUGGCGAGAACGAUCACUGAAGAGCAUACCAAGGCCUAGCUCAGGGCGAACCGUCCGCCUCCCGAAAACUACAUCACCGAUUCCCGUCCAAGCAAAACUCAACGAUUGGCAUCUGGACAUACUCGGACCAAAAUCUCCCCUUCGACGGAGGUAUGAUGUGGUCAGCCUAGAGGAGACAGACAAAUCCGACUACAUUCCAACCUCCCUACACGACACUCUCACGCUAGUCGACAACAUCUGGAUCGGCCAGAAGGAACGAUUAGCGGCAAGAACGUCCGACGGCGGGCUACGAGGCACAAGGACUCGAUCUCAUCGGCCCCUUGCCGCAAGGCACGGGUCAGCUUAA